GGCAUCGCAUGAAAGAUCGGGAUUGAAUAAAUUCCCCUUCUGAGUCCACCGCGACAGCCAUACUGUUCAAGGGAAACUCUGCUUUAUAGAAAGACAAAUCUGCGUUUCUUGAUCGUCAAAGAGAAAAUCUAGGUGUGAUAUUCUAGAGAGAGAUAUACCAGCAGAAGAAACAUGUCUUCAUUCGAUGAAUUCAGCGUCGACGGAGAAGAGCCUAACUCCAACUACGCCUCUUACUCCAACUACGGCUCCUACCCAAACUUUGCCCCUGUAGAAGACUUCUCCGGCGACCAUCACCACGUUUCCGGAGGGUUUCCGGCGGAUGGAGAUGUCUCCGUAGAUCACGCGCAGUCCCCGGAGAUCUUCGGCUAUGGAUCUUCCUCCGUGGAUGCUGAUCCGAACCCUAGCUACUCGCAGUCUCCCUUUGGUUCAGUUCACGUGGAGAAUGGAAACGGCAAUGGCUACGGCGCGGGAGAUGAUGACAUAUUCGCCUCAGAUGGACCAGUGCUGCCUCCACCUGGCGAGAUGGAACCAGAGGAAGGAUACGCCCUUCGCGAAUGGCGAAGGCAAAAUCAAAUUUAUCUCGAGGAGAAGGAGAAAAAAGAGAAGGAAUUGAGACUCCAGAUUAUUGAAGAAGCUGAGGAGUAUAAACGAGCUUUUUAUGAGAAAAGGAAGCUUAACGUAGAGACUAACAAGUCUAAUAAUAGAGAAAAGGAGAACCUAUUCUUGGCCAAUCAAGAGAAGUUCCAUAAAGAGGCAGACAAACAAUAUUGGAAGACUAUAGCAGAACUUAUUCCACAUGAGGUUCCCAAUAUUGAGAAAAGGAGAGGCAAGAAAGAUCAAGACAAGAAGCCAUCAAUAACAGUCGUCCAGGGUCCAAAGCCUGGGAAGCCCACUGAUCUGUCACGGUUGCGACACAUACUUGUAAAGCUGAAGCAUACACCCCCACCUCACAUGGUGCCACCCCCACAAGCCCCUGCUAAGGAUACCAAAGACGGGAAAGAUUCCAAAACUGGAAAGGGCACAUCAGGAAGUGCAGCUGCGUCGGCAGCUAACGGUGCACUCGCAUCUGCUGCUAAAGAUGCCACCUCUGAGGGUUCUUCCAACUCAACACUGCAAGAGGCUCCUGCUGCUGAUGGCACUCAGCUUGCCUCUGCAUCUGAGCCCACACCAGCAACCUGAUUGCUUACAAUAAUGCCCUUCGUGGAUUCUUUUUAUUUUUCAUAUCAUAUGUGCUUUCUCUCUCAAUUUUCUCUCUGUUGAUGUUUCUUAUCCGACCAUGUGAUUUGUUUGCUGUUUUGCCGUGCAAGGAUUAGGACUUGUUGGCCCUCUGUGUUUCUUUGCUUUGAAUAUGCCUUUGAUAAAUUACCUACGCCAUGUAUGGACUCAAUUUUUUGGAUCGAAAAUCGUAUGUCUUUAAACAAGAGUAGAUAAUAAGGGCAC
Tripterygium wilfordii is the source of this 1440-nucleotide messenger RNA. Its product is annotated as clathrin light chain 1-like. Bases 172 to 1179 code for a protein of 335 amino acids. The transcript has 3 exons. Gene Ontology annotation, molecular function: clathrin heavy chain binding; structural molecule activity. Gene Ontology annotation, biological process: clathrin coat assembly; intracellular protein transport; clathrin-dependent endocytosis. The record is from RefSeq and is a predicted model, not a curated record. Gene Ontology annotation, cellular component: clathrin coat of coated pit; plasma membrane; clathrin coat of trans-Golgi network vesicle. NCBI's taxonomy places the organism in Eukaryota, Viridiplantae, Streptophyta, Magnoliopsida, Celastrales, Celastraceae.